This is a messenger RNA of Xylona heveae TC161, 440 nucleotides long. RefSeq lists its product as hypothetical. The transcript has a single exon. The coding region runs from base 75 to 323 and encodes 82 amino acids. The record is from RefSeq and is a predicted model, not a curated record. Lineage: Eukaryota; Fungi; Ascomycota; Xylonomycetes; Xylonales; Xylonaceae.
CAAUAAAAAUUCAUUUUCUAAAUUGCGACAGGUUACGAGCUGCGCCAAGUUUCUGCAUUUAUUCUCCCGAUAGCAUGGAGGAUCGUAUGGCCUCCCGAUCCAGGAAUGGAACAAAUGAUGAUAGCAAUCAACCCUCAAUAUGGGUUGAUGAAUUAGAUAACACAGAAGCGUCAAAUACUUCCUAUGAUGAGAUGGAUUAUGUACCAACUACAGAAGAAGACGACGAAGAUGAAGAUGAUGAGAGCCAUGAUCUGGAUGACGAUGACGAUGACGAUGAAUAUCAUGGUCAGUUGACCCAGUCAACGAUUGUGUCAUCUCCAUAAUAGUUUCGAUGCGCUUUUCUGACCUAUAUAGAUGCAGAUGAUGGAAACCACGAGGUCCACAUUGAAUUUGCAGUAGGGGACGAUAAUGAUCUGAUUGAGAGUGGCGAAGAAACGGAG